GCUCAAAUGGGAGCUGCUUGGAGCACAUUCACAGCUUGAAACCAAAUUCUACCCGUUUUUUGCAAGGCUUGGAAAAGGUACUUCCAAAAGUUACUUUGGUUUUGACAAAGUGAGCUUGUGAACAUGGACAUCCAAGGAAAUGAAAUGGCUUCUGUUGGAAUCCCAACUAACGAUCAGCACUUCUUGCUUAACUUCAUCAUGAGCAACUACUUGGGUCCUGAUGUCUAUUCUGAUAACCCAAGACGUUCAGCUUCUCAAAGAUUAGCUGAAAAUUUGCCUCCAUACACUUCAAAAAAUCUUGGUACCUCAUUUGUCAGUAUUUCUCAGUUGGAGAGCUUGUAUUACUAUGUUCUGAAGAAUGCUCAUCCUAGCCUGAUAGUAGAACCAGAGAUGUUGCGUGCAUAUCUAAUGGGCAACCUACCUUUGCCAAGCUUAGUUCUGCUAGAUGACUACCAGCAGUUCACAAGUUUUUUCCCUUCAAAUAUUCACGAACAGAAAAGGUACUCCACAAGCAAUGAGAUUAUUAAGGGAAUUGUUCUAAUUGAUGAUCCAAUUGCAUCCUAUGCAAGAGAGAAGGAUAUGGAAUGGUUCAAAUGCUUAUCUGGUAUGGAUGAUUUGAAGAUUGACAAGUUCAAAUCCCUAUCCUAUCAGCAUGAGUUCCAGAAAGGAAAGAAAGAUGAUUGGAAGGAUUGCAUGAAAAACAGUGAGGAGAGAGUUACUAGACAUGCCCCCAAUGGUCAUGGUAAUGGAUCAGCAAUGUUUCAAGAGACAUAUAAGAGAAGGCAGCGCUGUGACGAGCCCCAAAUUUCAUCUUUUUCCAAUGUCCUGCCUGUGUUAAAAUAUCACAAUGAAGAAGGAUCCUUGAAGAGAACCAGCAAAAAGGAUGGGCGUGCGAUGAUGCCCCUUCUAAAAGUUCCAGAUGUGGAUGAAUGUGUACUUGAUGCAUCUAUUAAUAUGACAGGAACUGCAAAAGGGGGAAUAACCGGACCUCCAGUUGGUGUUGUUGACAUUGGUAUCAGCAAAGUUGCAUACUUCUUCCGAGUUGCUUUACCUGGAGUCAGAAAGGAUUAUUGUGAGUUCAGUUGUGAGAUUGAAUCCAACGGAAACGUUCGUAUCCAGGGAUCAACAUCCGGUGGAAGGAUCAUCAAGAAGCGUUCCCGUGUCUUCCACAUGAAACUACAGCAACUGUGCCCAGCUGGACCUUUCAGUCUUUGCUUUAGCCUCCCAGGACGUGUUGAUCCGAGACUCUUCUCACCUAACUUCCGAUCUGAUGGAAUUUUUGAAGCUGUUGUAAUUAGACAUGAUUAACAGGUAGCGUCUUGGUCAUCCCGAUUCCAGACCGGGUAAUAGUGAGUUAGCCAUCUGAUUUUACCCUGCUCUUGUAAUACCUGUGUUAUGUCCAAUUUGGUGUAUGUUGCUAACAUUUUAACAAUAUUUGGCUUCAGUUUACUUGGUUAGUCUCUUUAUGGGGAAGAAAUGAACUUAUUCUUCACUU
This is a messenger RNA of Rubroshorea leprosula, 1495 nucleotides long. The record is from the annotation of a GenBank genome assembly. NCBI's taxonomy places the organism in Eukaryota, Viridiplantae, Streptophyta, Magnoliopsida, Malvales, Dipterocarpaceae.